AUGAAGAGGAACCCUCCGCCUUCAACGCCCACACCCCGUCGGUUCCUGCCGGCCAAGAAGAGGACGGCGACGACGACGCCCGCGCCACAUCCGCAAUUCCAGUCUACGCCACGAUUUGGAUCCUCUUCGGUGCCGCGGCCGACGCAAACGAGGGAGAGCUUGGUUGAGGACGUCGACGAUGACGACGAGGACGAGGACGAUGACGGGUUUACGGAUUCGUCGGCGGCAGCGGCUGGCGAGAGGCGGCGGCUGGAUCAUACGCACGACUCCAUCGAUUUAGAGUCGGAGGGGGCGGGCACGUCGCCGGGUGACGACGGCCGCUCCCCGGAUCGGGGGUCCGACCUCGAGGAGGAGGUGUUGGAGGCGGGAACCGAGGCCGAGGCUGCUGGACUGCUCGACACCGAGGACGCGCCUCUUCACGUGCAGUCGUCGCCGGAGCAAAGGCAGGCCAAGAGGCGCAGGAUUUCCAUUUCUCCAAUUGGAGAGUCGAGUCCACUGCCGAGACACUACGAAGACACGGAACUCGUACCCGCCCCGCGCUUCAAGCCCACCGACGACGACGCAGGCACCGCCGCCGCCGCAGGCAUCCUCCCCGCCGCCUUCUCGCCACAGCGCCGCGGAGAAAAGUACCUCGCCGGCGGGCUCGCGGCCGAGUUGCAGGGGUGGCUGUCCGAGGCCAAGGGCUGGGACGGCGCGGACAAGGCGCUUGACGACGCUACGACGCUGCGGAUCGUGGUGGACGAGGUCCGGCCGGGCCGGCAAAUGAACCUCGUCAGGGGCCGCGCGGGCUCCGACGCCGCCGCGAGGGGCUUCAUCUUGGCUGGGCAGGGGCGGUUGACGGGGCUUGGGGGGACGGCGAGCAGGGCGGCGGUGGAACAGGGGGGCGUGGUGAUGGUUGGACCGCCGGUUUGGGAUACGGAGAUGGAGGGUUGUGUCUGGACGGUUGCGUGUGAUUGGAGAGUGGUUUGA
Molecule: messenger RNA, 969 nt
Organism: Hirsutella rhossiliensis
Lineage: Eukaryota; Fungi; Ascomycota; Sordariomycetes; Hypocreales; Ophiocordycipitaceae
Exons: 3
Coding region: 1-969 (322 amino acids)
Source: RefSeq, a predicted model, not a curated record